AUUUUGAACAGAAUGGCGAAAGAUGAAACGUUCAUUGCACUUCUAGUAAUAACAUUAAUAGAUAUCGCUGCUUCCAGUUUAUAUGUUUCGCGCCCAAAAUCUGUCCUAAAUGUGGGUGAAUCGAUGGCCGUUGUAUGUAAAGACGAAGGGGGGCAGUUAGUCACAUGGAGAGGACCAAAAGGGCCUCUUCGGGCAAACACACAACCCUCAGUACAAGACACUGCCGUAGGGAAACUGUUGAAAUUCAAUAAUUCCAAAGUUGAGCAUACAGGGAACUACACAUGCAGUCUUUCGAACAAUAUGGACGUGAAAAAAGUAUUCACGUUGAUAGUUGAAGAAAGAAAUACACCGAAGUUGUCCACGUUCAGAAACUCUGUACCUUUUAAUCCAUACAAUCCACCUAGAGAAACAACUACUGAAGAUAUAGUUGUUGACUUUCCCGAAACAAGAUAUGAAACAGAAACUGAAAUUGAAAGUCAAACUGAAACUGAAAUUGAAACUGAGACCUACAAUUUCGUAUCGAAACUGAAUACCCCUCCUCCUAUAUAUGAAGAAUCAAUUAAAUUCAUAGAUACCCCUGAAGAGCAGAGGGCAGUAGAAAACAAACAAGUUCUUCUUCGGUGUGAAGUAAGCGGAGAAGCUGAUAUUUCUUGGACGGUAGAAGAUGAAGAACUGAUAGGUCCAAAAUACGCAGUACUGGCUGAUGGUCUUUUGAUAACGAACGUCAGCCGUAACGAAAGCAAUAAAACUUUCAUCUGUCAAGCUUCGCAGACUGCCACAGGAGCUUUUAUAACCCGAAAUAUCAAAUUGAUAGUGGAAC
Molecule: messenger RNA, 820 nt
Organism: Leptinotarsa decemlineata (Colorado potato beetle)
Lineage: Eukaryota; Metazoa; Arthropoda; Insecta; Coleoptera; Chrysomelidae
Product: neural cell adhesion molecule 2
Biological process (GO): homophilic cell-cell adhesion
Cellular component (GO): neuron projection; plasma membrane
Molecular function (GO): protein binding
Source: RefSeq, a predicted model, not a curated record